UGCAGGACUAGGAGCUAGUAAAAAAAAGAAAUAAGCAGACUUUUCAGCACCUCAUCUUCACGUCGAUGGUCAACUAAGGCCUACAUUUCGAAACUAAGAUUCAAGAGCUAGUCAAGAACAAGGCAUUGGGAUGGACUGGUUUCACUGUAACAGCUGCUUCCGAAGAGAGGGCCAGAACUUUGCUGUCUCCAGCUGUGGUCACAUCUGCUGUGAAGGGUGCAUCAACCCUAGUAAAAAACAAUGCACUGUGUGUGGAGCCAGCUGCAAUUACCUGGCCAUCUCAGAUCAGAUGAAGCCUCAGGAGCAGGUGUUCUUCAAAGACCCUGUGAAGCUCAUUCAGUCUCGUCUGGAGCACAUAGCACAGAUUACUCUAUUCCAGCGAAGGCAGAAGGAAAGGGUCAUUGUCUACUUUAAAAACAAAUCUAUGGAGCUGGAGAGGAGACUGAAGGAUGUCACAGAUCAGUGUUACAGGCAAGUUUUAGAGCUGAAAAGAGAGAAUGCUGAGUUGAAGAAACCUCUCUCUCAGAGGAGGGCAUCACCUGGACACUUUCAAACAAAUGGCAGUGCCCAAAGGAUGUCUCUCCCAGUGGCUGUUACCUCCCCAGUCACCCCUCGCUCACGUCCUGUUAGCCACCAAGGCUUUGCUGAAACCCAGGAGAGGUUCAGAGAUAGAAACCCUAGGCUCACCCUCGCAACUCCGCCUGGUUCUGCCACAUCAAUCUCCAGCCUGAGCUCUCUGCACGAGCGUGGUGGCUUCAGGACUCCCACCAUUAUUAGCACUCCCACCCGGUCUGAGAAUCUGACUCCUAACAUUUUCCAGUUCUUGACUGGGUCAUCACUGCACUCGCCAAGGACUUUCAGAAAUGGCCAGUAAACCGAAUCUGAGAUGAACAGCUGACCCAGAUCUCAGAAAGUGUGGGGAAGCAGUUAACACAAACAAGAAAACAAUGGGAUACACACGCAACGUUUUUGUUUUUACUAGUUUCCAGUGAUGCAGUUGUGCAAAUGUUAAAUUGAACAUAUAAUACAACAUUAAAGACAUGCUCCGGUACAUUGGCAACUAAAGUAUUUUUUUUAAACAAAUGUAAAACUCCCACUUUGGGCUGAUGUGUCAAAAGUGUAGUUCACACAUGCAUAAUCUAUGAGCAGAAUUACGGUCUUUAACUCAAUUAGCCACGAAAUCCCUAGUUUGAAAGAUGCUUUUCUUGAAGCUGUGCAGUGCCAUUUUCCCUACAUUUCACCCCACAUGGGCCAGCCCCUUAGCAAUUUGAGUUCUAGCCCUUGCAUUGAGUGGAAGCUAGCAAGAGGCCUGCCCAGCAUUAUCCAAUGAGGUUGCAAGGCGGGCCCAACGACUCAGUGGACAAAGCAGAGAGCGCAAUGAGGUGGUGCACAUAUCUGCACAUAUGUGAUGUAGUACGCAAUUUUCAGGGACCACUUUUGGCUUGUGAGUGCUACUUUCGCAACUCCUAGAUAAAAAGUAUACAAAAGUACCGGAGAAUCUCUUUAAUUUAUGAAAUGAGUGCCAUGUGUCCAGUUAAGUAGAAAAUUGAAAAACUGUUUACAACUGCAAUUAAAGGGAUCUGCAACUGAGAAUAGUGUUAAGACAAACAUUUCUCCUUCAGGCCUCUACAGUAUUCUUGUACUUCCUUUGUAAUGUUAUCAUAGCUAAUAGAAAAAAAAAUUACACUGUAGAAAAUGUUGCUUAAAUACUUUUACUGGUAUACCUGGAUUAAUUUAAUACGUGUUGUUUUCCUCUCGGAAGGCAUAGAAAAUGGCCUGCACGAAACACUACUUAUUGCUUUGGAUUAAAGUGGACUAAGAAUCUAUUACUUCUAUGCCUCAGUCCCUUCUCUGCUGAACUGAAUUUGGUUUGAUUACACAAUUCCAGUGACUUCUGUCACCCUAACCAUCCCCUCACACAAAUGCUCGCUAUAGGAAGAAUACGGUCCCCACCAAUCUGGGGCAUGGCCUAGGUGAAAUAAACGGAAAACUCAAAGAUAAAAUAAGCCUACAUUGCAGCCCUUCACAGCUAAACAGAAUAAAUUGAGAGAUGUGAGCAUUAUACAGGACCAAAGAGAGUACUUCAGUUUAUCCAAAAUAUGGUUUGAACUUGGUCUUCGUGGCCAUUGAACUUCACUUUAAAACAUUGCAGGUCAGUUCAAACUGCAUAACAUAAUUUUAAUAGGAAUUCAAUUUUUCUGAAAAGGAAUGCAUUUAAUGAACAUUAUCACAGCUAAAAUGUCAGUGCUCAAAAAUGCAAGUGCAACAUGUCUAUU
Molecule: messenger RNA, 2276 nt
Organism: Coregonus clupeaformis (lake whitefish)
Lineage: Eukaryota; Metazoa; Chordata; Actinopteri; Salmoniformes; Salmonidae
Product: RING finger protein 212B
Exons: 14
Coding region: 131-874 (247 amino acids)
Biological process (GO): homologous chromosome pairing at meiosis; reciprocal meiotic recombination; protein sumoylation
Cellular component (GO): synaptonemal complex
Molecular function (GO): SUMO transferase activity
Source: RefSeq, a predicted model, not a curated record